UCGGAAAAAGAGACAAAAGCUAGGGAUAAACAUGAAUGCACCAAUUAAAUAUAGAUUGCUGAGGAUGAAUGCAAAAGGUAAGGUGCUGCUGAAAGAUCUUGAUAUUUGCUGCUACAGAAUGGAAAGUGAUACGAACUCCUCCUUGGUUUGCAUCAGAAAGAGUUGGUGAGAGACGUGUGAAGGAAAAAGGGAAGAAGGACGUUCUUUCAACACUCUUCGCUUUAAAUAUUUCAAAUCUAUGAGCAUACAAAUAUUGUGACAUUCAUCUCCUCGAGUCUUGAAGGAGAUUUCUCUAGUCCUGAACAUAAGGAAGGCACAGGAAACUCUCAUCUUUUAGGAAAGAAAGGUAAGGUUCCAAAGUCCCAAGCCAUAGUUGAGAAAAGGGGAGUUUUUGGCUUCGCAGUCCCUUUCAAGAGCAGCUUCCCAGAAGCUUCAAUGCAAGAGAAUUGUUCAAACAAGGGUUGAUAUAUGUAUUCUAGGAAAGAAUAAACAGAGCUACAGCUAAUAUUAUAGGUUAUAAUAUUAACUAAUAAGAAUGUCUUUGCACUGUUAGGCUCAACUGAGACAUAAGGUCUAUGAGUAUGAAUGAGGGAGAUAUGCUGUUCCUGGUCUGGCAUAUAUAUUUUGAUUAAUCUUAUAAUAUUUAAUUUCAAUGUCAUUGUCCGUGACUAAUCGCUUGUUCUUAUGACCUUGUCUGUAUGGAAGCUGAUGUCUCGAGCAUCUCUACACGGCAUAUACUCUCUCCUGUAUCCCUCUCUCCUCAACAUUGUUUACACCGAAUCACAAGCAUUUGUUUUAUGGUUUCUUCUGUACUUGGACAAAGAUUCGAGUCAUGUCUAAUUGACCCCAUUUUAACAUUAUUUAGCCAAGAAUGGCUGAUGAGCUCAUACAUUAUAGCAAGCAAUUGGCAGCAAAAAUUCAUAUAGUUUCAAAAGAAUCUUUUGCUUUUAUUCUUUUCUAUCGUAUAUACCUCAGUAGGAUGAGUACUUCUUAUAUAUUAUUCAAAAAGGUUUUGUAUUGGAUGUGAGAUAACCAACAAUACCUUGACAGAUGAGAUUCUCUAAGACUCAAACUAUUUGAUGCCAAAAGUUUUUUGCUUUGUUAUUUGUUCUUUGCAUAAAUGCUAAAUUUAUACAUGUAACCUUUAUACUAAAGAUAAUACCGAAAGGUAUAGGUAUAAGAAUAAUGAACAGCAUAUGUAUAGGUAUAACCAUCUCUCCUUUAUGGCUUACCCAUUUUUCAUUUUUAUGUAAAAUGACUAACCAACAUGUCAAUGACAUAUCAUGUCUCCGUUGAAUUAUGUAAAAUCAAUGCAAAUUACAUAUGAGCUUGUAAAGUCAUUCUCUACAGUUAUUUAACAUGCAUUUUUUUUUUAUCUAUGGAAACAUUUUUUUCUUAUUUCUUUCCUUUUUCUUAUCUUUCUUUAUAUUUCUACGUUUACUCUUUUUAUUGAUAUAAUAUGAAAAAGUUAUAACAUUUGUGUUCUCCCAUGAUGCAGGUGGAACCAGAUCACAGAUUACCAGGGAACUCGAUGAGGGUCAAAUUCUGAGAAAAUUUCGUACUUACGUUUUCCAGCUAUCGGAAGUAACUCUGCCCUUAAAGGCAUUACCAAUAAAUGGGUCCAUUGCUCCAAGCCAAACGCUCUCAAGGGUCAUUUUCCCUCCAAAUUUAAUAUUUCAGAGCUUGUGAUUUCAUCUCCAAUCAAAUAUAUAUUGAGUUUUCUUCUCAAAGUCAUAGUUUCAUUUAAAAUUUUGAGUCGGUAGGUAUUCUAGCCAAACCAAAGGUUUAAUAUGAUACUUAAACUCAACCAGAGAUAAUCUAAAUACUAAACCAUGGUUAUAGCAACAAAAACUAGUUCUAAUGGUUCUUGGUAUCUUGUUUCAAAGCAUUGCUGCUGUCAUUGUGGACGUGACAAUCAUUAGUUCUAAUAAUUUCUUUAGUACCCCACCUUUCAGAUCCACAUCUGCAAUAACCAAAGUUUUGGCGAGUUUGGCUUGGCUUUCUCUUUACAGCUGACUAUGUUUGUUCCUCCAGAUCCUCUCUUUCUCUCUUUCCAGUUGUUUCUUUUAGUUUAUCUAGUAUACCAAUCUAUAUCAACAAGAUGUUUUGAUCAGUUCGGCUUGUUUUUCUCUAUUUCCUCUUCUUCUCUCUUCUGUCCUCUCUUCCAUAUCUUCUAUUCUUUCCUAAAUCUUUCAGCCUAAACCCAUUCUGCAGCAAGAGUCUUUUUUUCUUUUUUCUUUUUUUUUUUAUUCUUUUUUUUUUUUUUCUCAAGAGAAUUUGUAAAUACAUACCUCUCUUUCUUGUCUUGAUUUCUUGAAUUUGUAGAUACAUACCUCUUUUUCUUUCACAGAUCUUCCCAAAACUUGCAUAUUUAGCCAAUAAAAAGUUCUUCUAUGUUUCAAUAGUGGCAGAGGAUACAUCCUAUGGGAAGGAACACUGAAGAACAGAUUGUUUCACAUGCAGGAUCUAAGGCAAUGAAGGAAGGUGAUAAAGAAAAAUCCCUCUUUGCUUCUACGCACAAACCACCUGCAUCAAAUGGCAGACCAAGCAGUAUGGUUGUUAAGAAAGCACGUACUGUGAUACCUGCUCAUAUUGUAGCCGAAGCCAUAUCAACACUUCAUGGUCUUGACCUCAGAUGGUCAGGUCCGAUCACACCAACAGAAAUGCGGUAUGUUGAGCAGUAUGUCUUAGCAAAGUAUCCGGAGUACGCCAGGCUAGUGGAAGGAGAAAAGAGAGAUCUCUCUGGUCUUUGCAUCAAUGAGGAGCCUUCAGAUCCCACGUUUGAUGAUAGGCGGAAGCUCUCUAGGGGUAGUUUAAGAGAUCCUUCCACCCCUACUUUUGGAAGCAGUCAACCUGAUUUGGAUAGGACCCAGUUGGAGCCAUCAAGAUUGGUUGAUAUUCUCACCAAAAAAUCCACGUUUCCUGGAAGUUUUAUCUCGAUCCCUGAAAUCCAAGCUCGAAACAAGGUUUUGAAGCACUGUGGAUUAUCCGAUGAUGACUAUCUUGUGCUCUUCACUCCCAGCUACCAGGAUGCCAUGAAGUUGGUUGGGGAAAGCUACCCUUUCUUCAAGGGAAACCUUUACAUGACAGCUAUAGGGGAAGAAGAAGAAGAAGAAGACUGCAUACGGGAGUUUGCAAUUUUCAAGGAGUCCAAAGUGAUAUCAGCACCUAAGGAUUGGCUGGAUUUGAGGAUCAAGGGAUCACAGCUUAGCCAGUAUUUUAGGAGGAAGUGUAAGCACAGCCCAAAAGGACUAUUCGCUUAUCCUGCCGAUAUUAAUGGGACUCGUUAUUGAAUGCAUUGGGUUUCAGAAGCCCACAGGUACUACUGGCAUGUUCUGCUUGAUGCUACCGCACUGGUUGUAGGGGAGGAUAGGUUGAAUCUCGCACUCCACCAGCCAGACUAUGUAUUGUGUAGUCUUGACAAUACACAUGCUAAUCCUACAAGGAUCACUUGCCCCUUGGUCAGAAGGAAAUCCUUUGACACCACAACAGCUUCAUCUCAGGCAAAUUAGUGAGAAGGAUAGGAAGUUCUUAAUCUGAUGCUAACACGGCUUUGGAUCAGAGCGACUGAGUUAACGAGGUUUGAUUGACAUUGUAUUGUAGGAUAUGUUUCAACUGGUGUAGCAAUAUCAUUACAUUUUAGCAACUUGGACAUUUACAUUUAUACUGUUUUUCAAGAAAUACCAGAUAAGUCGUUAGCUGAUUAUGAUA
Carya illinoinensis is the source of this 3711-nucleotide messenger RNA. RefSeq lists its product as uncharacterized. Lineage: Eukaryota; Viridiplantae; Streptophyta; Magnoliopsida; Fagales; Juglandaceae. The transcript has 3 exons. The record is from RefSeq and is a predicted model, not a curated record. The coding region runs from base 2424 to 3293 and encodes 289 amino acids.